AGGAAGUGGGUUGUUGUUGUGGUUAGCUAGCUAGCUAGCUGCUGAGGCUACAACAAUUUAUCCACCAGUGUGUUAACUUACGACUAAUUUCAAGGUUUAGUCAGGUAUCGUUGUUUUUAUACUUGUUUUAAAUGUUUAAAUGUUAUGUUCAGUUGUACGGCAUGUUUGAUAAAUGUAACGCUAGCUAGCUGACAAGAGUUUUCUAGCAUAGACAGAUGUGUUACUCUAGUUAUCAAUGCCUUGUAUUCUAGCUAGCUACAACAUAUGGCUACUUCUACAUUUGUAAUUCUACAAAAGGUCCUGGAGACGAUGGAAAAACCUUUCUCCUAGCUAGCUACUAUCGCUUUAGUUUAGAGAUUUUCCUCAGAGCCUUUCUGUGGUUAUCAGUUGUGGAUCUUCUCUUCAAGGCAAGGUGAGGGUGUAGUUAGUUGUUGACAGGGGUCACAUGAAUGUACUGCACCAGGAGGUCAAAGGACUGGGGUGGAAGGUUGAGGAGCGUGAACUGGCUGAGGGAAAUAAUUGUGUAGAUGGAGGUGUCAGGCUACCAGUCCAAGCUGCUGUGUGAGCUCAAUGAGCAGCGCAAGAGAGACUUCUUCUGUGACUGCAGUAUAGUCGUGGAGGGGCGUGUCUUCAAGGCCCAUCGCAACGUCCUAUUCGCUGGCAGCGGCUACUUCCGAGCCCUAUUGGUCCACUACCUACAGGACAGUGGUCAGCACCACAGUACAGCCUCUCUGGACAUCGUGACGGCCGAGGCCUUCUCCUCCAUCCUGGACUUCCUGUACUCGGGCAGACUGGACCUGCGCAGCGACAACGUCAUCGAGGUGAUGUCAGCGGCCAGCUACCUCCAGAUGACUGACGUGGUCUCCUUCUGUAAAGGCUACAUCCGCUCCUCUCUGGAGAUCUGUAACAGGGAAAAAGAGAGGGAUAGGAACAAAGAGAAGGAGAGAGACGGUCCGGCUGACAGUGGAACCCCAGCCAUGCCACCUCCCUCUUCCACCGCCUCUGUAGCUGUUCCUUCGUUGUCACUAGAGGGAGAUGGAGUUAGUCAUGUACGUUCAGAAUCCUCCCCUUCCACUGUCACAGACCCCCCGUCCUCGGCAGCAGCCCUCCCCAGGGUCCCCACGCCCCCCGGCCCUAGCAGAGACUCUGAGAGCGACUGCAGCUCCAGAGGGGAGUACCCAUCUCAUAUUAUUGGGGGCCGGACCCCCCACGGACACGGGGACCAUGUGAUGAACCCUCUUUCCUCUGGGUUGACCCUAGAACUGGUGCGCCCCAAGAUCGAGUACGACCCCGAUGACGAGCCCGAGGAGGGGUCUCCCGAUACCAAAGACCUGACGUUGUUUAUGGGACCCCCCCUCCACACCCACCACCCAGACCACCUCCAUGACAGGCUGGCGUCCUCCAGCCCUUCCCCCAGCAGCGAGCGCUCCUCCCUGGGCUUCGGGGGCUGCCACGCCAGGCAGUUCAUGGAUGUGCUGUUGAGAGGCAGCUCCAGUCCCCACAGGGACAGAGGGGAGCAGGGCCAGAUGUUUGCCCAGGGAUUGGGCCUCUGGGGUGGGGGAGGCAGGGUGGAUGAGGGUCUGGGGAUGGGUGGGUCCUCUAUCAUGGAGAUACAGAGCGACUGGUACGGAGAGGACACAGGUGAUGGCUUGUUAGUGCCGGUGAAGCUCCACAAGUGUCCAUUCUGCCCGUACACCGCCAAGCAGAAGGGCAUCCUGAAGAGACACAUCCGCUGUCACACUGGAGAGAGACCCUUCCCCUGUGAGACGUGUGGCAAGAGGUUCACCAGGCAGGAACACCUCCGCAGUCACUCACUCAGCGUGCACCGUUCCAGUUGGCCCGUGGUUUGUAAGGGGUGCAGACGAAGCUUCACUGGAGCCCUGUCCCACGGACUGAAACGCUUUGGCCUGUGUGACAACUGUACCUGUGUUACGACCACGGGCCACGAAGACUCACCUCCCGCCCACAUCAACCUCGACGGCCAACCAGAGGCCAUGGAACGCGGAGACGGAGACAGUGAUUGGCCCAGGUUCAGGGAUGAUGCUGAUGACAUGGAGGCCGGGGGGGGGAUUAUAGAGGACCUGGGGGAGAAGGGGAAACCACACGGACGACUGUCAGAGAUCCCAGCCACAGUGGACAUGAAGGAGACGAGACAAGGAAAGGAAGAAUUUAACUUUCAGACACAGUUUUAGUCCUAUCUUGCAGUCUUCCUCCCCCAGUGGUUUAAUUAGGGGGACAAUCCGAGACUGAGACAGAGGUCCAUGUUAACUUGGUCUUGGCUACUAUCUUCUACCAAAAUAACUGUGGAACAGAAUCAGAAAUGCAUGACCAUAAGAGGACUGGGUUUUCCCUCGGAGAAAGACGUUGUGUUGACCAUAAGAGGACUGGGUUUUCCCUCGGAGAAACACGUUGUGUUGACCAUAAGAGGACUGGGUUUUCCCUCGGAGAAACACGUUGUGUUGUCCAUAAGAGGACUGGGUUUUCCCUCGGAGAAACACGUUGUGUUGUCCAUAAGAGGACUGGGUUUUCCCUCGGAGAAAGACGUUGUGUUGUCCCUAGGAGAAAGACAUUGUGUUGUCCCUAGGAGAAAGACGUUGUGUUGUCCCUAGGAGAAAGACGUU
Molecule: messenger RNA, 2621 nt
Organism: Oncorhynchus gorbuscha (pink salmon)
Lineage: Eukaryota; Metazoa; Chordata; Actinopteri; Salmoniformes; Salmonidae
Gene: zbtb8b
Product: zinc finger and BTB domain containing 8B
Exons: 5
Coding region: 528-2192 (554 amino acids)
Biological process (GO): regulation of transcription by RNA polymerase II
Molecular function (GO): RNA polymerase II cis-regulatory region sequence-specific DNA binding; DNA-binding transcription factor activity, RNA polymerase II-specific; protein binding
Source: RefSeq, a predicted model, not a curated record